Molecule: messenger RNA, 1288 nt
Organism: Trifolium pratense (red clover)
Lineage: Eukaryota; Viridiplantae; Streptophyta; Magnoliopsida; Fabales; Fabaceae
Product: formyltetrahydrofolate deformylase 1, mitochondrial-like
Exons: 8
Coding region: 217-1185 (322 amino acids)
Biological process (GO): 'de novo' IMP biosynthetic process
Molecular function (GO): formyltetrahydrofolate deformylase activity
Source: RefSeq, a predicted model, not a curated record
UCCUCUGCCUAUCAUUGAAUCACCAUUUUUCUUCCAACUUAUCCCUUUCCCUCUCAUUUUCCUGUUAUUUCUCAGACUCACCUUUCUCAACGCCAUAACCUCAACCACCGAUUUUAUCAUCGGAAACCAGAUCUCAGCGUUUUCAUUUUCAUUAUUUUUCUGUGUUAUGUUUCCUGUAACAUUUCAUCUAUAAUAAUUUCUUGUGGUUGAAAGAGAAUGGUGGUGAGAAAAGCAUCCCAAAUUUUUUUGGGAUUAACCAGCAACAACAAGAUCAGAAACAUUUCUUUCAAAUCCAUAGAUUCACCGUUACCAUCACCAUCACUUAGCCAUGGAAUCCACGUCUUUCAUUGCCCUGAUGCUGUUGGAAUUGUUGCUAAGUUAUCUGAUUGUAUUGCUUCUAGAGGUGGAAACAUUUUAGCUGCUGAUGUUUUUGUUCCUCAAAAUAAACAUGUCUUUUACUCAAGAAGUGAUUUUGUUUUUGAUCCUGUUAAAUGGCCACGGGUGCAGAUGGAGGAGGAUUUCCUAAAGCUUUCACAAACAUUCAAUGCAACGAGAUCUGUUGUGAGGGUGCCAGCUCUCGAUCCGAAAUAUAAAAUAGCUGUCCUGGCAUCAAAGCAGGACCACUGCUUGGUUGAUUUAUUACACGGAUGGCAGGACGGAAGACUUCCGGUGGAUAUCACUUGUGUAAUUAGUAACCAUCAUAGAGAUUCAAACACCCACGUGAUUCGUUUUCUCGAAAGACAUGGUGUUCCAUAUCAUUGUUUAAGCACGACCAAAGAAAAUAAAAGAGAAGGGGAGAUAUUGGAGCUGGUUCAGAAUACUGAUUUCUUAGUACUUGCAAGAUAUAUGCAGAUACUAUCCGGAAACUUUCUAAGGAGCUAUGGGAAUGACGUAAUUAACAUUCACCAUGGUCUGUUGCCAUCAUUCAAGGGUGGUCAUCCAUCUAAACAGGCCUUUGAGGCAGGUGUUAAACUAAUCGGGGCAACAAGUCACUUCGUGACUGAAGAACUUGACGCUGGACCUAUAAUUGAACAAAUGGUUGAGAGAGUUUCACAUAGAGAUAACUUGCAGAGCUUUGUGCAGAAAUCGGAAAACCUCGAGAAACAAUGCCUUUCUAAGGCUAUCAAAUCUUAUUGUGAGCUUCGAGUAUUGCCUUAUGAAGGCAAGAAGACUGUUGUAUUUUGAGUGAAACAUAUUGCACACCCAAAUUUGGGAACCAUCUGUAUUUACAUUCAAGAAUUUACUUGAAAAAUUCAAAUAAUAUUUCAUUUUACUUUAGUUGCAAAAA